ACUGACGGCUGACGAGCCUGUGCUCGCGUUAACCUCAGACUUCGAGGACAAGUGGAGGGCUCUGCAUCUAAACAGGCAGAGCUCGUCUCCAGACUUGUGCGACAUGCUUGCUCUCCAAAGACGACAGAAACGCCAGUGUCGCAGGGCUAAAGGCGUCUCAGAGGCUCUGGUUAGGGCGAGUCGUUUGUCUGCCCUGGAGUGUCUGCUGCAGUUUCAGCACGAAAGGUGGAACUGCUCACUCGGAGAGUACAGGAAACACAUCCUCAUGCGAGGUUUCAGAGAAACAUCAUUCCUGUUCGCUAUGUCAUCUGCUGGUCUUGUGCAUGAAGUGGCGCGUGCCUGCGCCAGAGGACUCAUCCCCAAAUGCACGUGCGAUGAGUCCAAACACCUGGACAACGCAGAGACUUGGCGGUGGGGUGGUUGUGGCGACAACAUCCGGUUUGGUUCCAGGUUUACGCACAAGUUCCUACAGUUAAGCAGGCGUACCGAGAAGGACAUCAAGUCAAAGGUGGACACUCACAACAGCCGUGUGGGCAUCUGGGUUGUCAAGGAUCUCCUGGUUACCAAAUGCAAGUGUCAUGGCGUCUCAGGGACCUGUACUGUGAAGACGUGCUGGUUGCAGUUGUCUCCCUUUAAACUGGUCAGCAAUGUACUCAAGCAAAAAUACGAAUUGUCCGUUCGGGUGCUCUCAGAUGUGUUCUCAUUCCAAGGAACUGAUUUAGUUCCUGCCAACAAAGCAGAACUAGCUUACACUGACAUCUCUCCCAACUUCUGUCUCAACAGUAGCUUUUCUCCGGGAACUUCUAGACGAACCUGUACUAAGGGAGAAAACUGUGACAACUUAUGUUGUGAUCGUGGAUAUCACAUUCAGAAACAAAUACUUAAAAGAAGCUGCAGAUGCGAAACAAUUUGGUGCUGCAGAAUACAAUGUAAAGUGUGUCUGGUAGAGAAAGAAGUUCAUUUGUGCAAAUAA
Messenger RNA from Candidula unifasciata, 973 nucleotides. The record is from the annotation of a GenBank genome assembly. Lineage: Eukaryota; Metazoa; Mollusca; Gastropoda; Stylommatophora; Geomitridae.